Cordyceps fumosorosea ARSEF 2679 is the source of this 561-nucleotide messenger RNA. RefSeq lists its product as hypothetical. The transcript has 3 exons. NCBI's taxonomy places the organism in Eukaryota, Fungi, Ascomycota, Sordariomycetes, Hypocreales, Cordycipitaceae. The coding region runs from base 1 to 561 and encodes 186 amino acids. The record is from RefSeq and is a predicted model, not a curated record.
AUGGCCGAACAGUCGGCUGCUUCACCCAACCUUGAGACCUCCUCGCCACCAGAGCUCAUUCACCUCGAUCCCGCCCUGCCUUACCGCCUCGCCUCCGCCGCCUGGCCCCUCCCCGACGUCACCCGUCUCAACGAAGCCAUCUUUGACAACCUGGACCUGGACCUCAUCACCCACCUCGUCCUCAUGAGCAGAUCCUCAGACACGUCGGCGUCCGCUACGAACCCCCGGCGCACCCCUUUCCGUUCUGGCACUUUCUCGGCAAGAUCGCCUCCAAAGCCGUGUGGCAAGACAGAGAACCGCCUCGAGGUGCUCAACUUCAUCGCCGUGCGCCGCCACGAGUACGUCGCCUUUGAGACUCAGCGCGGCCGGGAACAAGGUAGCGAGGAGGUCACGCUCAACAGGCCGCAGCCGGGCCACCCGAUCCGGUGCUUCUGGAAGCCGGCAAGGGAGAUCAUCACGCGCCAGGUUCAAGAAUAUAAGAGACAUCCCCAGGGGAUCGACAUCUCCACGGUUGGUGGUCUUGGAAACCGUGGAAAGGACUCUAUAGUUAGGCCUCCUUGA